CUCGUGGAAGGCCAAACUUCCCCUGCAGACGAUCAUGAGGUUGCUGCAAGUCCUGGUUCCUCAGGUGGAGAAGAUUUGCAUCGACAAGGGUCUGACCGACGAGUCGGAAAUCCUCAAGUUCCUGCAGCACGGCACGCUCGUGGGUCUCCUACCCGUCCCCCACCCCAUCCUCAUCAGGAAGUACCAAGCCAACGCCGGCACGGCCAUGUGGUUCCGCACAUACAUCUGGGGCGUCAUCUACUUACGUAAUGUUGACCCUCCGAUCUGGUACGACACCGACAUCAGGCUGUUUGAGAUCCAGAGGAUUUAGAGGAGCUGCUGGUUUAUCUUCCUCACACCUGAACUGUUAUUAAAAAUCAGGACGGCUCAUUCUUGAUGCCAAGUAAUGUAAAGAUGAAGAAUGUGUAAAUGUGUCCAAUUAAAGGAAAAAUGACAAUA
Neolamprologus brichardi is the source of this 438-nucleotide messenger RNA. NCBI's taxonomy places the organism in Eukaryota, Metazoa, Chordata, Actinopteri, Cichliformes, Cichlidae. The record is from RefSeq and is a predicted model, not a curated record.